AUGGCCGCCACUCUGCCCAACGUUUCCUCGGACCUGAUCUGGGAGGUCGUCCGCAGCCAGAAUGCGUUCCUGGUCAACCGCAACGAUGCCGGCGGUCUCCAGCUCUCCCGUGACCCCCUUAACCUGGUCAACAAGCACUCCCGCAAGGCCAUCGGCGUUGUCCCCAACGAGAAGGGUGGUGUCAAGGUGAUCAGCAAGAACCAGAAGAACGGCAACAAGCCCGCCAAGAACAUCACUGAGGUCACCUACGGCGGCAACAAGUCUGCGCGCAAGACCUACUCCGCCGUUGCCCGCCAGGCUGCCGCCAGCGGCUACCGUGCCGAUCUCCGUGAGGCCGCCGUCCAGCGCGUCUCCGCUAUCCGCCGCGCCCAGCGCCCCGUGAAGGCCACCCCCGAGAAGAAGCCCCGCGGCAACAAGGCCAAGAAGGCCUCCACCGAGACUGAGGCAUAA
This is a messenger RNA of Colletotrichum spaethianum, 450 nucleotides long. Its product is annotated as putative 60S ribosomal protein L28e. The transcript is spliced from 4 exons. Gene Ontology annotation, molecular function: structural constituent of ribosome. The coding region runs from base 1 to 450 and encodes 149 amino acids. The record is from RefSeq and is a predicted model, not a curated record. Gene Ontology annotation, cellular component: ribosome; cytosolic large ribosomal subunit. Gene Ontology annotation, biological process: translation. Lineage: Eukaryota; Fungi; Ascomycota; Sordariomycetes; Glomerellales; Glomerellaceae.